ACACACCAUGAUCCGGACACUGCUGCUCUGUACCCUGGUGGCUGGAGCUCUCGGGUUCCCCACUUAUGAGGUCCAGGAUGAUUUGGGCAGGGUAGUUGGGGGUCAAGCGGCCUCACCCAACAGCUGGCCCUGGCAGGUCUCCCUGCAGUACCUUUCCUCCGGAAGAUGGUACCACACAUGCGGAGGCUCCCUGGUGGCCAACAACUGGGUUCUGACAGCUGCCCAUUGCAUCAGCAACUCUAGGACUUACCGUGUGCUGCUCGGCCGACACAGCCUCUCCACCGCAGAAUCCGGCUCAGUGGCUGUUCAGGUCUCUAAGCUGGUGGUCCAUGAGGGGUGGAACCCCCAGCUGAUCUCCAAUGGAAACGACAUUGCCAUGCUCAAACUGGCCAGCCGAGUCUCCCUGACCAGCAAGAUCCAGACAGCUAAACUCCCAGCUGCUGGCACCAUUCUCCCAAACAACUACCCCUGCUAUGUCACAGGCUGGGGCCGGCUGCAGACCAACGGGGCCAGUCCUGACAUCCUGCAGCAGGGCCGCCUGCUGGUUGUGGACUAUGCCACCUGCUCCAGCGCUAGCUGGUGGGGGAGCUCCGUGAAGACCAACAUGGUAUGCGCUGGUGGUGACGGCGUGAUCUCCAGCUGCAACGGGGACUCUGGCGGACCACUGAAUUGCCAGGCAUCUAACGGCCAGUGGCAGGUGCAUGGCAUCGUGAGCUUUGGCUCUUCUCUGGGCUGCAACUACCCCCGCAAGCCAUCUGUCUUCACCAGGGUCUCCAACUACAUCAGCUGGAUCAACACGGUGAUGGCAAGAAACUAACCAAAGAUGUCUUUGGAGCUGUCAUCUUGGAGUCACCGAAGGAAAACAGAAAUAAAAUGACUAUAUGAAUCACA
Molecule: messenger RNA, 891 nt
Organism: Meriones unguiculatus (Mongolian gerbil)
Lineage: Eukaryota; Metazoa; Chordata; Mammalia; Rodentia; Muridae
Product: chymotrypsin-like elastase family member 2A
Exons: 8
Coding region: 8-817 (269 amino acids)
Biological process (GO): proteolysis
Molecular function (GO): serine-type endopeptidase activity
Source: RefSeq, a predicted model, not a curated record